Molecule: messenger RNA, 2694 nt
Organism: Prorocentrum cordatum
Lineage: Eukaryota; Dinophyceae; Prorocentrales; Prorocentraceae
Source: the annotation of a GenBank genome assembly
AUGCAGAAGCCAAGAGACCUGCACAGGACGUCCGGAUGCGCACACGCGGCGGACCCGCGCCGCGCCGAUGCGACGGCAGCGCCUGCGCGGGCGCUCCAGCCCCGAUGGCCACCGGCGGCCCGAGCCAGGUGGGGCCAGCCUCCGCUGCCGGAGGAGGAGGAGGAGCCCGCGCUCCGCGUGAGCCUCGUGCAGGGGCCGCUGCACGUCGUGCAGGCCAGGGCGCCGCCCCCGGCGCGGCUCCCGGUGGCCCUCGCGCCAGGCGCGGGCAGCCCGCCAGCGGCGCUGGAGCAGAGCGCGGCCGUCGCGGGCGCCGCCGCCGCCGCCUCGGCGGCGGCCUCGGCGGCAGAGCCGCGGGAGGCGACGCCGUCGAGGGGCCCGGAGCCGGGCCACGGGGCCCGCGGGGCUGUGGGUGCGGGCCGCGCGGCCGUCACGACGACCACCCUGGCCGUGGGCGUCGGCGCGGACAUCUGGGACGGCGAGCAGACGUGGUUCUCGAUCAAGGAGGUCCACCCCGCGGGCGUCGUUCCCCACACGGCCCUGGGCGUCGUGCUGUGGGCCGAUGUCUCCUACAUGAACAUGACGGUGCUGCUGAUCAUGAGCUCUGCCGCGUACCCGGGCUGCCUGGUCGUUCUCUUGUACGCAAUGAUGGUCUGGAUGAGCAUUUAUUUGGAUACGGUCCCCUCGGACGAUGGCAUCUCGGGGGAGCCGAACCCCAUUGAUCCGUCGAGACCAGCCCUCCCAGUUCUGCCGAGGAAGCGCCUCACGGAGCGGUCGAGGCGGGCGUUCAAAUUGUGGACCACCUUCUGCCGCACAGUGCCCUCGCUCCUCAUUUUCGGCACCCCGAUGGUGGUGUGGAGCAUGGCGUACCGCUACCCGCAAGAGAUAGUAUCAACCCUCAUCAUUCUGACGUCCGCAUUUAUCUUCAACCAGGGCGUGUACGUGAGCAUCUUUGGCAACCUGACGAUGACGCGCAUGCAGAACUCGAUGCGCAUGGAUUUCGAGGCGGUUGCCCUUGGCGGGCACCCCGCGGACGCGCUGGGCCGGGUCACCCACUGGGUCAUCCUCCCGCAGUACAAGGAGGGGCUGGACGUCGUUUCGAUGGCCCUGGCCUCCGUCGCGCAGAGCCACCUGGCGCCGACCAGUAUCCAUGUUGUCUUGGCCAUGGAGUUCCGCGAGCCAGACGCGUCCGGUAAAGCGGAGGAGCUGCAGCAGAAGUUUAAGGGAAAGUUCAAGGAGAUAUUUGUGACCUACCACCCGCCUGACCUGCCGAACGACCCUCCUGGCAAGGCCAGCAAUCUGUCCUGGGCUUUCCAGCAGCUCGCGAAGAAGAUGAUCGCCGAGGGGCGCGACACGUCGUCGGUUAUCAUCACGGUGGCGGAUGCGGAUUCGGAGUUCAGCCCGGGCUUUUUCGAGCUGCUGACCUCCAGCUUCUUGCAUUGCCCUGAAGAGGAUCGGCACUUCCGGUUCUGGCAGUCUCCGAUCCUUCAUUUGAAGAACUACCACCGGCUGCCUGGACCUGUAGUGGUAGGGACGAUGUUCACGGCCAGCUCCGAGAUGGCGGCGCUCGCUGACCCCAACGCCGUGCGCUUCCCCUACUCAACGUACUCCCUGUCGUUCGAUCUGGCCGCGUACGUUGGUGGCUGGGACCCCGACUGGAUUGCCGAAGACUACCACAUGGGCAUCAAGUGCUUUCUGUUGACAUUUGGUCGGACCCGCCUGGAGCCAAUCCUGGUGCCCACUCUCAACUAUACGCCAGAGGACACGACGUGGGUGGGCACGUGCCAGGCUCGCUGGGCGCAGGCCAAGCGGCACGCGUUGGGCAUCUCGGAUGUCGCGUACUACUUUACGAUGCUGCCUCUGCUCUUCAGCCUCGCGGUGGACCGGGCUCGCAUGGGCAAUGGCAACGCCAAGUUUCUCCAGUUCUGGUACAUGGCGACGACAGGAUUGUCCCUCCUAGUCAAGCUGGUCAACCUGCACGUGAUGAUCGGGAUGCUUUCGAUUUAUGGGGUUAGCGAGACGCUCUUGCGGACCAUCAUGCUUUCGCUGUUCCAUGAGAUGCCGGGCCGCACUCCCUUCCUGUUGUUCAGUCGCACGCACUUCGUGCCUUCUAUGCUCGCCAUUGGGAGCAUGAUCUUCUCCUUGGCGUCGACAACUGUCUUCUUGAGGGUGUACCGCCUAGUGCGCGAGCGCCUGGAGGACAACGAUACUAAAGGCUACUCUUACACGCUGUACCACCAGCUGUCCCUGCUUGUGUCCUACUUCGUCUGGGGCGCCCCGAGUUUCAUCCUGCUGGGCACUGCCACCUGGAUGGCGGCCAUCAAGGGGUGCUUUUCAAACACUUUCGAGUACGAGGUUGCCCUCAAGCCCACCUCUGACGUCGAGAGCAAGCCGUGGGCUGCGCCGGGAGCUCCGCCGAGAGCUCCGCCGAGGCACGACGCGCAGCAGACCGAGCGCACCCAGAGGGAUUUCGCGGCCGCGGAGCAGGCCUUCCUGGACCUGUGCCACAUGCCCCUCCCAGCGACGCCCCCGCGGGGGGGCGCCCGAGGCCCCGAGGGCGAGCCCGCGUCCCCGGCUGCGGUGGCCGCCCUCGCGCCUGGGCGGCACUGCCGCUCCCGCCCCCCGCGCCGGCUGCCGCAGCAGGAGGCGCCCGAGCCCUGCGGGCUCACGCCUCCCCAGCCAGACCGCGCCGCCUGA